Messenger RNA from Lodderomyces jiufengensis, 207 nucleotides. RefSeq lists its product as uncharacterized. The coding region runs from base 1 to 207 and encodes 68 amino acids. NCBI's taxonomy places the organism in Eukaryota, Fungi, Ascomycota, Pichiomycetes, Serinales, Debaryomycetaceae. The transcript has a single exon. The record is from RefSeq and is a predicted model, not a curated record.
AUGUCUGCUAUCACAUCAACAAUUACUCCAUUUAGAGCUCUAUUAAUAGGUGGUGGAUGUUAUUCAAUUUUUACUGUUAUGAUGUUUAAAAAUUAUUUUAAAAAUUCAUCAAUGAGAAAAAUUUAUACUACUGCUGAUUCAAAUUAUGAAAAAGUUCAUCCAAUGUCAUAUCCUCAAUAUGAAGGGAAUGUUCAACCUGCUAAAUAA